Molecule: messenger RNA, 2297 nt
Organism: Heteronotia binoei (common prickly gecko)
Lineage: Eukaryota; Metazoa; Chordata; Lepidosauria; Squamata; Gekkonidae
Gene: IFT80
Product: intraflagellar transport 80
Exons: 17
Coding region: 108-2282 (724 amino acids)
Biological process (GO): cilium assembly
Cellular component (GO): centrosome; intraciliary transport particle B; cilium
Molecular function (GO): protein binding
Source: RefSeq, a predicted model, not a curated record
CAACAUGAUAGAAUUCCUUAAUUCCAUUAAAACAUAAGGAAUUGGUUAGUUGUGUAGGCUGGACAACAGCAGAUGAACUUUAUUCAUGCAGUGAAGAUCACCAAAUUAUGAAAUGGAAUUUGUUAACUGGUGAGACAACACAAGUAGUGAAGCUGCCUGAUGAUAUCUACCCCAUAGAUCUUCAUUGGUUUCCCAAAAGUGUAGGUGGAAAGAGGCAAACCCAAGCUGAAACCUUUGUGCUCACAAGUUCUGAUGGCAAGUUCCAUUUGAUUUCCAAGUCAGGAAGAGUGGAAAAAAGCGUUGAAGCCCAUUGUGGUGCUGUACUAGCAGGAAGAUGGAAUUAUGAAGGAACAGCACUUGUUACAGUUGGUGAAGAUGGACAAAUAAAAAUAUGGUCUAAAAGUGGAAUGCUGAGGUCAACUCUCGCACAGCAAGGAACACCAAUAUACUCAGUUGCAUGGGGUCCAGACUCCGAAAAGAUUCUUUACACAUCAGGAAAGCAACUGAUUAUCAAACCUCUUCAACCAAAUGCUAAGAUUUUUCAGUGGAAAGCCCAUGAUGGAAUUAUUCUCAAAGUUGAUUGGAAUUCUGUGAAUGAUCUUAUCCUAUCAGGUGGAGAAGACAGUAAAUAUAAGGUGUGGGACAGUUAUGGUCGGCUGUUGUACAGCUCUCAGUCACAUGAGUACCCUAUCACUUCUGUUGCUUGGGCUCUGGAUGGGGAGUUAUUUGCUGUGGGGUCAUUUCAUACAUUACGUCUAUGUGAUAAAACAGGGUGGUCUUAUGCGUUAGAGAAACCAAACACUGGCAGUCUAUUUAAUAUCGCUUGGUCUAUUGAUGGCACACAACUAGCUGGAGCUUGUGGAAAUGGACAUGUGAUUUUUGCCCACGUUGUGGAACAGCGCUGGGUAUGGAAAAACUUUGAAAUAACUUUAACUAAGAGAAGAACUAUGGAGGUUCGUAAUGUACUUAAUGAUGCAGUGGAUUUACUGGAAUUCCGUGACAGAGUCAUUAAAGCCUCACUGAACUAUGGGCAUUUGGUAGUUUCAACAUCUCUACAGUGCUACAUAUUCUCAAUUAAAAACUGGAAUACACCAUUAAUCUUUGACCUCAAAGAAGGAACUGUGAGUUUGAUUUUGCAAGCAGAAAGGCAUUUUCUUCUUGUAGAUGGUGGAGGAAUCUAUCUAUAUUCCUAUGAAGGACGUUUAAUUUCCUCUCCAAAGUUUCCAGGAAUGAGAACUGAUAUACUAAAUGCUCAAACUGUAUCACUGAGCAAUGAUACCUUAGCAGUAAGAGAUAAAUCCGAUGAAAAGGUUAUUUACUUGUUUGAAGCCUUGUCUGGAAAGCCACUUGGAGAUGGAAAGCCUCUUAGUCAUAAGACAGAAAUCGUGGAAAUUGCCCUAGACCAGAAGGGACUUACAAAUGAAAGGAAAGUUGCUUUUGUUGACAAGAACAGAGACCUUUAUAUUACUUCUGUUAAGAGGUUUGGGAAAGAACAAAAAGUAAUCAAAAUAGGAUCAAUGGUACAUACUUUGGCAUGGAAUGACACGUGCAACAUACUUUGUGGACUUCAAGACACACGGUUUACAGUCUGGUAUUAUCCCAAUGUAGUGUAUGUAGACAAAGAUCUCUUGCCAAAAAUCCUCUAUGAAAAAGAUGCAAGUGAAUUUAGUAAAAAUCCCCAGAUUGUGAGUUUUGUUGGAAGUCAAAUAACUAUCAGAAGAGCUGAUGGCUCACUCAUUCACAUGAAUAUUUCACCAUAUCCAACCAUACUUCAUGAAUAUGUGAGCAGUUCAAAGUGGGAAGAUGCCAUCCGACUCUGUCGCUUUGUUAAGGAUCUAACUUUGUGGGCAUGUUUAGCUGCAAUGGCAGUGGCCAGUAAGGAAAUGGAUACAGCAGAAAUAGCCUAUGCAUCCAUUGGUGAGAUAGACAAGGUUCAGUACAUCAGUUCUAUCAAAGAUCUUCCAUCAAAAGAAUCAAGACUGGCUCAUAUCCUGCUUUUUAGUGGAAACAUACAAGAUGCUGAAAUGCUGCUUCUUCAAGCUGGCCUUGUUUACCAAGCUAUUCAAGUCAACAUCAACCUUUACAACUGGGAAAGAGCACUAGAACUUGCUGUGAAACACAAGACACACGUUGACACGGUUCUGGCUUACAGACAGAAGUUCUUGGGUGACUUUGGUAAAAAAGAAACGAAUCAGCGAUUUUUGCAAUAUGCAGAAGGGGCAAGUAUUCUGCAGAACUUGAAUUUUACAAUUUAUUAUCUUUUACUUUUCAGGACAUUUUGAGGCUUAAUUCCUAAU